CCUCUGUCUGCUACCAAAGAAAACGGAGAAAUCGUAAGGAAACUGGAGGGCAGAAACAAGAGGCGUUCUUUCUUUGUCUACUUUGCACUAACUAGUGUCUUUUUCAGUUUGAUGCUGUAGCAGAGGAAACUCUCCCAGUGGCAUUUCUCACAAGAAAAUGGCCACUAUAGUUCCUCCUCAGCCUCCCAAUGAUCCAGACUUAGAAGUGAAGGUGAAGAAAGCUCUGGAACGUGUGAGUGAGAACAUCCAUAUAUCUGCCAACGAGCCAUCACUAGCUGUGUACCGUCUUCAGGAACAUGUCCGGCGUGCCCUUCCACCUACAGUGUCACGGAGGCAGCAUGUUACUGCCCUCCACUCACAGCUUCAGGGAGCAUGCUAUGAUGUUGAAUAUGCCCUAGGGGCUGUACGCAGCAUGAAUGACGCAAGUGAGAAAUUCUCCUCUCUGCAAGAAUUACUGAAAAGUGCCAUUUUCCAUCGUCAGCAGCUGAAAUAUGAGCAGACCCGCAGGUGUGGCUCCAAUGGCACACCCAGUAGUGCAUGUGAUUCUGUAAGUAGUGUGCCCAAUAAGCAAGAGCAUCAAGGCCUCACUAAGCAUUCAUUUUAACCUCCAGUUGGCAGC
Molecule: messenger RNA, 619 nt
Organism: Penaeus vannamei (Pacific white shrimp)
Lineage: Eukaryota; Metazoa; Arthropoda; Malacostraca; Decapoda; Penaeidae
Source: RefSeq, a predicted model, not a curated record